Messenger RNA from Dermacentor silvarum, 4828 nucleotides. RefSeq lists its product as uncharacterized. The record is from RefSeq and is a predicted model, not a curated record. Lineage: Eukaryota; Metazoa; Arthropoda; Arachnida; Ixodida; Ixodidae. The transcript has 8 exons. Bases 145 to 2577 code for a protein of 810 amino acids.
CCGCACCGCGCGAAGCACGCAGCAGCAGUGAGGGAUCUGGGCUGGCUGUAGCCCUGCCUACGACGCCACCGACGCCGCCACCGUCCUCGCUGCCGAAGACGGCGCAGGCUUCGAUUCCCGGGCAAUGAGGACCUGUUCUGCGUGAUGAACUCCUGUAUCACCUCCGAGGGCCCGUCUGCGCCUCCGGCGUGGGCUUUCAAAGAUGCGACGACGAGAAAAGCAAGACGCCCUGUGUGUUCAAGUUUCGCUCGCUUAAUGCUCCUGCUACUCCUGCAGGCCAAGUUCAGCGUCAGCGGCGAGCCUCCACCCGCGUCUCUCGCGAGCAGUACUCGGACUCCUCCCACAAGGGAGCCGCCGUUAACGGCCGCGAACGCCAGCUGCGCUUUCGCCGGUUGUGCUUCGACCGUCGAGGACGGUACGUCGGGGUCCCUGGAAACGACAACGUACGUCGCGACCACGACGAGCCUGAUUCAACAGGCGAAGGAUUUCUUUUCGACGAGCGUCACCCCCACCGCUCACGAAGUAGUCAGCGCAGCUCCACCGUCCAGUUCGAACCGUCCCGCAGUGAGGAAUGAUUCCAGCUUGGGUCUCUCCGGUGGGAACGCGAGUGAAAUCCGGAGAUCUUCGGCUCAGCUCGGUGAGGUUCCGGUAACGGAAUCGCCUAGGAGCUCGGAGGGCCCCAAACAGCUAACGACGGAGACGACAGGGUCGGUGACGGGAGGUGCGACUGCCCCAGAGAGGAGGACGACGACGCUGCAGCCACCCACCGACGUCACGAGGGCUGGAAAGCCGCCGCGCCGCAAGUUCCGCAAGGGGCAGCGUCGUAACGGUGGCGGCGACCGCAGGAACGCGUCGCUGGCGACGUCGUCUUCACCGUGGAGGGAGGAAACUCGCUUCCUCUGGGAACCCCGUGAUCCGGUUCCGGUGCCGGGCUAUGCGUUCGGCCUGGCGUUCGGCGCCGUCGCCCUGGCCGGUCUCGUGGGCGCCGGCACCAUGUGCGGCGGUGGCGGCGCGAAGCCCAUGCUGGGCACCGCGUGGGCCACUGCCGUCACGGCGCUCGUUGUCACCUCGGCGGCGUCGCGCGCUGCGGCGCUGCUGCUGCUUCCGGUGCCACCCUGGAGGCGCCUGCUCCAGGCGUCAUCUCCGGCGGGACUGUUCCUGGCGCUGGCCCUCUUCUGGCUCGCACUGUGCAGGCCCGCUCUGUCUCGCCUCGUGGCAGCUGGCGUCUGCUUCGUGGCGCUGUGGGUGCUGCCCAUCGUGGCCGAGUCACAGGCCGGGGCGCUGGUUGACGCCCGGCUGCUGCUGGUCACGCGACUGGCAUCGCUGGCCGCCGCCUGCCUGGUCAUCCUCGCUGCGCUAGUCGCCUUCCCCUGGCUUCGAAGGAUGGCGCUGAGGUCGCAAGAUGCCCUGCUGUGCUCGGCCUUGGCCAAAAUGCAGGACGAUGCGGCGGAGGUGCCGAGGCGGCUGCCGCGACCCAUGGCCCGGACCACCCUGCGGGCCGCUCUGUCGGCCACGCUGCUAGGCCUUGCGCUCGCCCUGCUGCUGGGUCACGCGGCGUUGCACGCGGGUCAAGAGGCCCACCCGCGCUGGCUGUGGUGGACCUGCCGGGGCCUGACGCUGCUCGCCGAACUGAGCGCCGACGCCUGCCUGGCGUUCGCGGCGUCCAGGCCCGCGGCGCGGUGCCACGCGGCGGCGCCGACCACGGCCACGCUGCUCACGCCGCCCGGCUUCUCCGCCGACGCGUUCGGCAGGCCCGGCGGCCACCGCUGCAGCGCCAUCGGAGCCCGGGGGGACCCGAGCGAGGCUGCCGCGCUGUGCGACUCCCAGUCGCCGGCCAAGACAGGCCUGCUCGGACACACGACGUUGCAGCGUACGGCCCUCCUGUUCCACGACCAGUGCGUCUCCAGCAGCGUGUCCACGUCCAGGUUCUGCUCGGCGGCCGGCGGAAGCCGCGACGGCACCAGCAGCGACGACGACGGCGACGACGCCUCGCACCGGGCGCUGGCCGGUUCCACGGCGCCGGGCACCGUGGACGGCUCGCCCUGGUCGCAGGCGCACAGCAGCGCCUCCUUCAGGCGGCUGGGCAGCAGCACGUGCAGCUCGGAGAGCGCCGCGCACAGCUUCGACCUCGCCUGGGGAGGAGGCGGGGGUGCGCUGAGGCCCCCGCAGACCCUCAGGCUUGACCUCAGCACCGGACACCACCACCACCGGCGAGGCAACGGCGUCGGCGGCGCUGGGGACGCCAGCGAGGACGUCACGCCGGACUCGGCCGUCUACGUCGACCUGUCGCCGGAGCUGCGCCGCAGCGAGGGCCACUCGCUGGACAAGCUGCAGAGCAAGGGCUGUCCCUGCUGCGCCGCGCGCCGUCCCUGGCGGAGGGCGGCCCUUCAGCGGUACGCCCUGAGCGCCUCCCGGUUCUCCCUGAGCGGGUACGAGCCGCUCCGGCGCGAGGACGAUUGUCGCUGCUGCGCGGUCGACCAGGACCCCUUGCGGCAGAUCAAGGCGUGCGCGGUGACCAAAGAAGAGUGGCACAGGAACCUCCAGUCGCUCCCGCCGCCGGCAUCUUCGGCUUUUUGAGAAGGCGGCGGAAUCGUUGCCGCAGCCACGGCUUUCCUGCCACGCCACGCGAAGCGCGUAGUAAGCUGUCACCACUCAUUCGCUCCGCGGAACAGUUUCAGUGCGUUCUGGAGAUUCCAAAAGGUCGGCCUCGUUUCCCGAGAGCAACGUUUCCUAGCCCUCCAUCGUCUGGUGCCGCAGAUGCAUGAACAAAUGAACCACGAGGAGUUUCACUGCUCCUGAACUCUAACGACUGUCUCGAGACAAGACGAGCCCGUGUGAAGGCCUGAACUUUAAUUUUCAGACGCUUUGGCCUGAAGAGCACGUCUUCAGCUCCACGAGGAAAUGGAACCGAUGUGCUCUACGCUUCUUCUUGUGCUGCGAUGAUAGCGAACGGCUGUCUCCCGAUACUCCGUUUAUGGCACGCCAAAGAAGACAUGUGACCACGACGACGUCCAGUAGCCGCGUGCUCCAAGGUCAAAUCCGUGAUGCGGACUGUUAGAAGUGAGCUCAGCUGAACACGGUUUUUGCAGAGUGCGCGCCCACUUGCACCAACACGCCGAGGCGAACGCGUGCGAGGCCGAAGCGAGGCAUUGUUCCAUGACGAGGCUAGUGUAAGAACUGGCAGUGACCACGACGACGUCCCAGAACCGACGUGACAUCCCCGAUGUGGUUGCAGUGUGCGUACUGUCGUUCUCAACGUGAUAAGCAUUGCAUGGACGCGAAACGAAACUAUCCCCCGUUCUCGCGUACACUGCCGCUUCUGUCGCUCCUUCUUUUCGUUUGCCUACAAUGACAUAUCACCUGGAACGUUGCGCUUGUAGCGCGUAGUUAUACACAACUAUUCGGAGCAAAAAAAUACUCAACCCAUACAGUCGUCCUCAUCCUACGAGCGCUAUCCUACCCGUCUUCCCGGUACUCAUCACUGUGGGGUAGGAUUAUGAGGUACGGAAGACUUCGAAACUCGAGAGUAGUUUUAAAUUCGAUAGUUAAGAAGUUGUAAGGGUUAACUCCAUUUACGCCAAACACCUUUGCGUACCUCUACCAAUCCACUUUGCUCAUUCUAUUCCGUCAACACUGCUGGCGCUCUCCAAAUAUUACGACAAAAUGGUUUUAAGCACUUUAUGUUGCCAGAACAUGUAAUUAUGUUCGUCUCGGCUAUUCGGUUUUCCGAAAAUCAAUUGAGGAAGGUGGGAGAAAAGAGGUUAAGCCCAGAUUUGGCUUGGUUUGGCUUGGUGCCUAAUGGUAUGUUUCAACCUACUACGCGGGAUAGGAGCCGCAGCCCUUGUCCCGUCCAGCCUCUUUUCGCUCAAAAACUGGUUUAUUUAUAUCCUCAACUCAGGCGUGAUAAAGCACCAGGGUCGCGUUGUCUUGCACGCAGAAUACUAGGGAAAACCAGGGAUGACCAAUUAAAUAAAAGUGGGUGGUGUAUCGACGAAACUCGGCACUUCGCAAGGGUGAAAAAUACACGGGAAACGAUAAAGAAAACAAGCGCCGCCUCGUAGUUUGAUUUAUUUUCGGAAAAAGGGGGUCACGCAUGUAUAUACAUGCCAAAUCACAACAGUGGACACGUGCAGAACGUCUCCGUCUACAUUGGUACACGUGCGUCAUUUCUCCCAGAAAUAAACGGCAGUUGCGAGUCAGCGUUCCUCUGUUCCUCCAUGCCUGUCUGUCGUCCUUGUGCGCGCUGCAUUUAAAAGUCAUGAACCAGUUGUAUAAAUCUCCCAGCUCGCUGCGUGAAGUGACGGAGUCGCGUGGUCUUUCAACUCAUGACCGAGCAACACUUCCACCCUUCUGCUUGUUUUUUUUUUUUUAAUUAUUAUCACCUCUCUCUCUCUCUCUCUCUCUCUCUCUCGUUAUUUUUGUUCUGACUGAAGUGCAAUAUAGGGACGAUCCCAAGGAGCCAAUUCCGGACCUGUUACAAUGUAAAUCAAGCUAGGCUACAGUAAAUGAUGCUUAAAAUUGCAUAGUUCCGGAAUUUACGUGCAACAACUACUAUCCGAUUAUGCGGGACGCCAUAGUGUACUUAAAUCAACGUACACGAGCGUACUUUGCAGUUCAUCCCCCCCGCCUCGAAAUGCGAUCGCCGCGGCCGGGAUUGAACGAACGACCUCGAUCUCAGCAGUGUAACACCAUAGCUGCCGGGCUACCGCGGCGGGUACAGGAAGUCUGAAGCUUUGCAUCACGCGCUGGAGGGUAACAAAGGCUUGCAGAACCUUGAGAGAGAGAGAAAUGAAACGAAGAAAAGGAAAAAAUAAAGAAAAGUGCAACC